ACUCGAUCGUGAAGCGUGGUUAUUGUUGGACAGGAGCUGCAGGUUCGGUUCGGGGAAAUAUGCUGCCUAUUGUUGUUGUUUUUACUAUUGUGUUUGCGAGAUGGCUUGCCAUGCAGAGAAAUCACAUUUAUACGCUCCGACGUCGUAGAAGACAAGAUUAUUUUUCAUGCAUACAAAUGCUGAUGUUAUGCACGGAGGAAAGGCAUCUAACUACACCCCAAAGGCUCUUUUAAGAGCCCUAGCACAUAGCGACUUUGUCUUUUAGAUUUUUACAUCGUUUUCAAGUGCCUCCUCCAUUGAGAUUAUUUUCUUACCAUCUUUUACUUCAAGUAUGUAUGUCAUCGUUGAAUUCACGGAGGAGUCGACGGUUGGCAUUGUAGCCCAGUGCUGGACACACAGGGAAAAUGGGCAACAAUACAGCUACUGGCCACCUACAAACCCCACUAAAAGGGCAAAAAAAGAAGACAUUCCUGAUGAAAAAAAUUGGAUUUCCAAGAAAAUCCGCGUAUUGGCAAAUACUGACAAUUUUGCAAAGGCCCUCAAGUGGUGCAAAGCAGCAGAAUAUCAUUCUGCUGUGGAGAGUGAUGUUGACACCUACAGGAAAAGGCCACAAAAAAAACCUGCCCGUUAUGAUGACAGCAGCGAUGAUGAGACACCACUGAGGGCGACCCCAAGAAAAAGAAAGCAUCAAGAUGGACCAUUUCCUAAAAAAAACCUAAAGAAAAGGCCAGACAAAGCAACAGAGGCUACACUUCCCAUCCCACCCCAACAUAAACCAAAUCUUGAUGAAUCACCCAUAUUUCAUUCUGUGUCUGUGGCAGAAUAUAUUACUGAAGAGGAGAGACAAACAUCUGCAAGGGCUGACCACACGAAGACCCAACGACCCAAUGACCCAACGAAGAGUGAGCUUAAAGAAACACUGGAGGUUCUGCUACGAAAAGUAGACAGCCUGGCAGCCACCCAGAGAGAAAUACUCAUCCUACUGAGGAAACGCCAGGGUCAUCAGAGAGCGGAAGACAUCCUGGAGCUCAAUAUUGCUCAAAACAAAGAGGAGCUUGAGGCCCUUGACCACCGUCUUAAAGACUUGGAUUUCAGAAAGAGAGUGAUUCACCAUCUCAGCCUUAUUGGUGGGGCAAAUCCAGGGGAUUGUGUGAGGAGAUUGAUGCGGGCAGUAGCAACAAACAUCGUGUGGAGCCACUUCAGUUUGAAGGGGAAAAGGGAGAAAUUGCCUCUGAUUGACACAACUCUGUGUAAAGUCAUCAAACAUGCUGUUAUGAAAUGCAAGUCUGAUCUGGGAGAGAAGGACGUAGAGUGCUACAUUGCAGAGACACUGAAACAUGUGCCAGCCCAACUGAAAAAACAUGUUCAGGAUCGACUGCCAGUAGGCCCUGCAGAAUUGGAGUAGUUCGCUUGUUCUGCAUUCCUCUACAUUCCCCUUCUUUGUUCAAACGAAUUAUAAUUGUGUUAUAAUUAAUUAAAAUGUUAUUGUGUACUGUUGUUUUCGAAAUAAAUUAGC
Xyrauchen texanus (razorback sucker) is the source of this 1516-nucleotide messenger RNA. RefSeq lists its product as uncharacterized. NCBI's taxonomy places the organism in Eukaryota, Metazoa, Chordata, Actinopteri, Cypriniformes, Catostomidae. Bases 332 to 1405 code for a protein of 357 amino acids. The transcript is spliced from 15 exons. The record is from RefSeq and is a predicted model, not a curated record.